Hippocampus comes (tiger tail seahorse) is the source of this 645-nucleotide messenger RNA. Its product is annotated as obscurin-like. Bases 46 to 645 code for a protein of 199 amino acids. Lineage: Eukaryota; Metazoa; Chordata; Actinopteri; Syngnathiformes; Syngnathidae. The transcript is spliced from 4 exons. The record is from RefSeq and is a predicted model, not a curated record.
AUAUGAACCAUUCAUGAAAACGUCAAUGUUUUCAGGAAUUUUAUUAUGAUUACGACUUGUUUCUUUAAUUUCCGACCAGCUCGGGACAUCCACAUUGUCCAGGAACUUCAGGAUGUUGAUACUAUGGAACGUCAAUCCGUCAGCUUCUUGUGUGAAGUAAACCAAGUGGAUGUGGAUGGUCGGUGGUACAGAGAUGACUGUAGAAUCCGACCUGGUGACAACAUUAAGAUUAGACAUCAGGGUAAAACCCACACACUGUCUUUUAAGUCGGUCCGGCCGGAGCACGCUGGAGAAAUCCGAUUCACUGCGGAACGCGUCUCAUCUUACGCAACACUUACAGUCAAAGAGCUGCCAGUCCAAAUAGUGCGUCCACUGAGAGUCAAGAUAGCCAUGUAUCACCACAGAGGCUUGCUGGAGUGCCAAGUAUCUCGAGCCAACGCUCAAGUCAAGUGGUACAAGAACAAAAAGGAGCUUGUGUCCAGCAAAAAGUACCAACUUGUCAGCCAAGACGUUUACAGGCAGCUCACUAUCGAUGACGUCUGCUCCUCGGAUGAAGACACCUACACCUGUGACACAGGAGAUGACAAAACCAGUUGUCAGCUUCUAGUUGAGGGUGAGAUAUAUGUGGACACUAGCAGGCUAUGA